This is a messenger RNA of Sclerotinia sclerotiorum 1980 UF-70, 1164 nucleotides long. RefSeq lists its product as hypothetical. The record is from RefSeq and is a predicted model, not a curated record. NCBI's taxonomy places the organism in Eukaryota, Fungi, Ascomycota, Leotiomycetes, Helotiales, Sclerotiniaceae. Gene Ontology annotation, cellular component: cytoplasm; cytosol. Gene Ontology annotation, molecular function: hydrolase activity; carboxy-lyase activity. Gene Ontology annotation, biological process: secondary metabolic process. Bases 1 to 1164 code for a protein of 387 amino acids. The transcript is spliced from 9 exons.
AUGUUUUCAAAAGUGGUUUCAUGUCUUCUAUGUCUAACGAUAUCCAUAACUGCAGCCUUUGCAUUCUCGGAGUCCUCGAAAGAAAUUCUUGAAGCUGCGCAACGAGAUGGAAUUGAUUUACUGGCAUUUAACUUCACAACAUCAGCAUUGAAGUCUAUUGAUAAUAUUUUUUCUGCUAACCAGAGCAUUCCCACGGUCUCAAACAACACUUCCCACCUGGACGUCAGAAUUGAUACUCAUGCACACGCGGUUCCGGAUUGGUAUCGUCAGAUUGUACCAACGAUUGCUGGUCAACCAACUCCAUUCUGGAGUAUUGAGGCUGAAUUCGAAUUCAUGAAAAGCUUAAACAUCACGCAUAGGGUAUUAUCCAUAACAACACCUGGUUCAACAGUUUACUCUGGGGAUCGAGAGGCAUCCGUGGCAUUAGCACGACUUCUUAACGAAUGGCAAGCAGCUCUUGUUCGAACGUAUCCAAAACAAUUUUCUUUCGUUGCUACAAUUCCUUUGCCAUAUACCGAAGAAUCCAUUGUGGAAGCAACUUAUAGUAUAUCAAAGCUUAACGCAGUUGGCAUCAUCUUGCUUUCUAAUCACGAAGGAUUUUAUCUGGGAAACUCAAUCUUUCAACCAUUCUACCAAACUUUGAACAGUCUCACGAAUGAAAGACAUACUAUAUUCGUGCACCCCCAUACUCCCUAUCUACGCUAUAAUGGUGUUUUGAUCGAGGCGAACCCUACAAUUUACCCCCCACGGCAGGUGGAAUUUUAUUUCGAUACUGCUAGAACUGUGAUGGAUCUCUUUCUAUCUGGAACCGUACAGAAUUUCACCAAUAUACGCUAUCAAGUUGCUCAUGUCGGCGAUUCGUUUCCCUCGGUCAUCGAUCGUUUCCUGUCAUCUAGUGCUGAAAAUGCUAGUGAUAUUUAUCACACGUUACAGACGAGAUUUUGGUGGGAUACUGCCGGACCGACAUUUCCUCAUCAAGUACUAGGAUUGGUGGCGUAUGAUGUUCCUAAGACUCAGCUUACGUUUGGAACCGAUUGGCCAUUCAGACGUAACCAUGAGGCUAAUGUUGAAGCUAUGCUGAACGCACCGUUCUUAAAUGAGGACGAUUUGGAUUGGAUUUUGGCGAAAAGUCCAAGGAGACUUUAUGAUAUUGGGCCACUUUAG